Messenger RNA from Rhododendron vialii, 3185 nucleotides. Its product is annotated as TSL-kinase interacting protein 1. The coding region runs from base 427 to 2760 and encodes 777 amino acids. The transcript has 15 exons. Lineage: Eukaryota; Viridiplantae; Streptophyta; Magnoliopsida; Ericales; Ericaceae. Gene Ontology annotation, molecular function: chromatin binding. Gene Ontology annotation, cellular component: nucleus. Gene Ontology annotation, biological process: pattern specification process. The record is from RefSeq and is a predicted model, not a curated record.
AACACAGGUGGUGGUGUGUAACGGUGAGAGCCCAGAAAAGAAAGAACCAACAAAAAGCCCUUUCAACUUUUAGUUUGAAAAUUUAGUAUAAUUUGGGGUUAGGGUUUGCCUUCCGGUUUUCAACUUUGAUUCUGCAUACCAUUUGCAAUUCCGCUCUGCUUUGUUUCUCUCUCCUCCCUCUCCUGCUCGCUGGGUUUUGAACUAUGUAAGAGGGAUCCGGCUUCUGGGAAUUUUUGGUGAUUGAAUUUGACUUCUGUUUAGGGAAUUAGCUCUGUAGAUUCAAAGGAGAUUUGAGGCUUUGCCAAUUCGGUUCAUAGAUCCAAGCCAUUUUCCCUUGUGUUGUUAUUGGGGUUGCCUUGAGACAAUGCGCUAAUUUGAAGGACAAAGGGGUUCCAGACUUCAAGGGCAUGGAAACUUAGUAUUCCAAUGGAGCCACAAGUCACCUUGGACAGUGAAGCAUGCCUCCAUCCUGUGAAUACCCUGAUUAAGGAUGGUGAUUGUGUUGUAACCACGUCCUUUCAAAACCAUGAUGUGCAGCUGCCAGUUCCAAAUGUGGCAAAAAAACAAACACGACAAUGGGCUGCUUGGACACGUCAAGAGGAAGAAAGUUUCUUCACUGCAUUACGGCAAGUUGGCAAGAAUUUCGAGAAAAUCACUUGUCGAGUUCAAAGUAAAAACAAGGAUCAGGUCAGACAUUAUUACUAUCGCCUUGUAAGGCGUAUGAACAAAUUACUGGGUCCCAGCCUCUGUCUUGAUGCGAAAAACUCUAAAGAUACUAAUGCUGCAAUGCUUAGAUGGUGGUCUUUACUCGAAAAGUAUAGCUGUAAAGCCUCAAAGCUUCAUCUGAAGCCUCGAAGGUUCAAGAUAUUUAUAGAGACCUUGGAGAACCAACUCUUGAAAGAUCGGAAGAAGGGUAAACGGAAACAGCCUUCUCAGGGGGAAAACUGUGCUCCCACAAUUCCAACAACUAUCUCGAACCAGGGCAAACCAUCAGGACAUGACGACACUCGUGCAGUUAAAUUGGUGGUUAUGGACAAUGAGAAUAUUAAACAAAUAGGACCUUUGAAAGGACCUUCCGUAAGGCGCAAUGUUAAUGUUGGAAUCAACCGCAGCAUCUGCAAAGGAGACUCAUUUCCACCAAAAACAGUUAGGCAGCGGCGGAGACCAGCAGGUACUGUCUCAACAGCUGCAUACAAGAGAUGGGAGAAGGCUGCAAUUGCUGGUGUUUCAUUGGUUGCUGAUGCUGCCGAGCAUUUAGAGCGGGCGACCACAGAUAAAGAGGUUGAACAUGGCCAAGUGACACUAGGGGAAAAGUGUUUUGAGCCUGUUGAGAAAGACAUUCCAACUCUGCCAACUUCUUCACCAAACUCUUUAGCUGAGAGUAAUACACAAGCUUCUGUUGUUAAACUUAAGCUCCAGUUGUUCCCAAUUGAUGAAGGUACUCGAAGAGCUUUGGAAUUGGAUAAUCAUAAUCCACAUCUGGAGCUCACGUUAACUACUCGGAAGAAGAUAUCAUCGGUUUUGGAUCAUCUCGGUCGCAAGUGGGGAAAUUCAAGUGUAGCUUCUGGAGAUCUAAUGCUUUUCCCUUUCUAUGUCCAAAGGGAAAACCUGGUCGGUUAUCCGAGGUGGACCCAGGACUCUGUUGUUUGUGCGGCAGAUGUAUAUGCAGUGAUUGGAAGCCCCCCUGUUUUCCGCUUAAGGUAUGGUUGGUUUUCCAAUUCCGAGCUUGUGUCAGCCACAUCUCAAGCCCCUUUGAUGUCAUCUGACAUGAUUCAUGACCUUAACAUGAAGAACGUUAAUGAUGCCAAGGAGCAGAGUAGAGACCCAGUGCUAGUAUCCACACCACCCUUUGCUUGUCAGCCUGAGAAACCUGCCGAUCACUGUAAUAAAGAUCAACAAGUCUCAUGGGACAGAAGGGAGACUGCCAAUGGAGCUAUUUGUAGAGAUGAAGGAAAUAAGGAUGACCGGUGGUUAAGAAAUGGUCCUUCAUUGUCAGCGGGGGAGUGGGCUGAUAGCCUAACCAACAUCACCGUUGGGGAUUUACUUGCUGAGGUGUCCCAUGACGUAGUUGCUGGCUGUAGUGAUCCACCCUUGACGGGAAGCUCUCAAUGUCUUCAGCAGGGCCCAUUCAUCUGUGACUCCUUUGAUGCGGCAAUUGCUGCUCAUAUAAAUAGACAUCAAAAUAAAACUAGCUUUCCACCUGAUCUGACAUCCAUUUCAUCUUCCAUUUGGGAUGCUGAAGAAACAUGUGAUGCCUUCUCAUUUCAGAACACCCGCAAAUUGGUCCAGACUCCAUCUGGCGUUGAGUCUCCAGAGGCCUGCAAACAGAUUGGUCGAACAAGUCCAGUGGGCUUCGGGGCUACUAUCCAGGAGUUGCCUGAGGUGGAGGAGCCUAUGGAUGAAACUCCAGUCGAUGAAGGGACUGAGGGUGAAAAUCCUGGCAAUACAGACCCAAUGGAUGAGUGUCUGUCUGAUCCACCUAUUCUGGAAGAUUCAGAGAAGGAUCUCAGCACUCUUACAGAUAUGUAUUGGCCCGACUCUUUAGGACCCUUAGAUUUGGAUAUACCUUCCUCCAGAUACCAUACAGAGGAUUUAAUUUUAAGUGACAGCCUCAGUGGUUUGAACCGAUUGCUCGCCAGCAGUCUGGAUGCACUUCAGAAUUGCUCAUUCUUUGGGUUGGACAAGAAAGAAAUGGCAUCUGCAGUUGAAGCCCAGAAAACUGCUUCGUUUUCAGAUUUCAAAAUAGGAAGUGAGGUUUGAGAUUAUGCCAAAGGGAGAACCCGGGGACAAAACUUCUAGAAAUGGUGGGUUAUAUGAAAGAGCAUGAAUGCUGUUUUUGGAAACUUAUGGCGGAAAUCGCAUCAUAUCGAAAGGGAAUGGGGCUUUUGAGAGAAGCCAAGAGCAUUCUAACGCACCAAUGGAGGCUAUUCCCUUGUUGUACAGAAGACUGAUGCGGAGAAAAACUUGUUUACUGAUUUCUAUUACCAAUUUAUGACUUUGUUGUCACAUAUCUGUAAAUUGUGUUUCAAAAUGCUGCAAGUGUGCAGAAUCAUUUGAAAUCUUCUUCUUCUUUUGGAAAAGGGAAUCAUAAGAAAUCCCACCUCACAUAAUAACUGUCUUUUUAAAUUUUAACAUUGAACUGAAGACACAGAAAUAACUUUAUUAUCUGAGUGUCAGAUUCCGUA